Acomys russatus (golden spiny mouse) is the source of this 1074-nucleotide messenger RNA. RefSeq names its product phospholipid phosphatase 7 (inactive) (gene Plpp7). The record is from RefSeq and is a predicted model, not a curated record. Gene Ontology annotation, cellular component: nuclear envelope. Lineage: Eukaryota; Metazoa; Chordata; Mammalia; Rodentia; Muridae. The coding region runs from base 224 to 1039 and encodes 271 amino acids. Gene Ontology annotation, molecular function: sphingosine-1-phosphate phosphatase activity. The transcript has 2 exons.
CCUCUGGGUUGGCUCUCUUGGCGCUAGCCCCGGUGGGGCUCCAUUGGCUGCCCAGCUGGCACUGACGUCCCCUCGGAGCCGGGUGGCAGCCGGAGGUAAAUAGCCAUGUGCAAUCCUCUCUAUAUUUAACAGCUGCUACAGAGAAGGUGGCGGCUCUUGUCUUCUGGGAGAAGGCCCUUGGAACUGGGUUGGGACUGGCCUUCUUAGAGUGAGCGAGGUCACCAUGCCAGCAUCCCAGAGCCGGGCGCGUGCCAGGGACCGCAACAAUGUCCUCAACCGGGCUGAGUUCCUCUCCCUGAACCAGCCCCCCAAGGGGACCCAGGAGCCCAGAAACUCAGGUAGGAAGGCCUCAGGGCCCUCGACACAACCCCCACCCUCCGGCGACGGGGCCCGGGAGCGUCGCCAGUCGCAGCAGCUGCCGGAGGAAGACUGCAUGCAACUGAACCCCUCAUUCAAGGGCAUUGCCUUCAACUCCCUGCUGGCCAUUGACAUCUGCAUGUCCAAGCGCCUAGGGGUGUGUGCCGGCCGGGCUGCAUCCUGGGCCAGUGCCCGCUCCAUGGUCAAGCUCAUUGGCAUCACAGGCCACGGCAUCCCUUGGAUUGGCGGCACCAUCCUCUGCCUGGUGAGAAGCAGCACCCUGGCCGGCCAGGAGGUGCUCAUGAACCUGCUGCUUGCGCUGCUCUUGGACAUCAUGACGGUGGCUGGGGUACAGAAGCUCAUUAAGCGCCGCGGCCCAUAUGAGACAAGCCCUGGACUCCUGGACUACCUCACCAUGGACAUCUACGCCUUCCCCGCCGGCCAUGCCAGCCGUGCCGCCAUGGUGUCCAAGUUCUUCCUGAGUCACCUGGUGCUGGCAGUGCCCCUGCGCGUGCUGCUGGUGCUCUGGGCCUUCUGCGUGGGCCUGUCCCGGGUGAUGAUUGGACGCCACCACAUUACAGACGUCAUCUCGGGCUUCGUCAUUGGCUACUUCCAGUUCCGCCUGGUGGAGCUCGUGUGGAUGUCAUCCAACACCUGCCAGAUGCUCAUCUCUGCCUGGUGAGCCCCAAAGAAGUGGACCAGGGGGGACGGACUACC